ACCAACAUUUUUACGAGGUGUCCGUGAAUGCGGCAUUAAAUCUCAUUCAUCUCGAACUCGCUCCGUUUCUAGCCGUAUUUUAGUUAGACUCUCAGAAUACCGAGCUAGUUCUGUGCCAAAUGAAUGAAACGUCGCUGUCUCAGUCAGAUGUCACACUUGUACGCGUGUAGCUUCGCCAACAGCUGAUACACACUUCCAGGUUUAACGUCACUUUUCUGUGAGUGGUGCACUGGGAACUAGCUUCUCGUGUUAUGGGAGAGACGUGGAGGAGGUCGGGGGAAUGGUGGGCUGUCAGCCAUAAUGUCCGCGUAAUUUGUGACCGAACCCCGUUUGACGUCUUCCUGAGCGUGCUUUUGCUCUGGUAAGCAUGCUACAGUCUAGAUAAACUUGAACCAUGCCUGGGAAACUUAAGGCCAAGAUUGUGGCAGGGCGCCACUUGCCUGUGAUGGACAGAGCUAGCGACCUGACUGAUGCCUUUGUGGAGGUUAAAUUUGGAAACACAACUUUCAAAACAGAUGUUUUUCCAAAGUCGCUGAAUCCACAGUGGAAUUCGGAAUGGUUCAAAUUUGAGGUUGACGACGAGGACUUGCAAGACGAACCUUUGCAGAUCACUGUGUUGGACCACGACACGUACAGCGCUAACGACGCCAUAGGGAAGGUUUAUAUCGACAUCGACCCACUUCUGUACUCCGAGGCCGCCUCCGUCAUCUCCGGCUGGUUUCCCAUUUAUGAUACCAUCCAUGGUAUCAGAGGAGAAAUUAACGUCCUGGUCAAAGUGGAGCUUUUUAAUGAUCUGAACCGCUUCCGGCAGUCGUCAUGCGGAGUCAAGUUUUUCUGCACUACAUCGAUUCCAAAGGGCUACCGGGCAGCAAUUGUACACGGAUUUGUGGAGGAACUUGUAGUAAACGAAGAUCCAGAAUACCAAUGGAUAGACCGCAUCAGAACUCCUCGGGCUUCCAACGAAGCUCGCCAAAGACUCAUCUUUCUUAUGUCUGGCGAGCUGCAAAGGAAAAUAGGGCUUAAGGUACUGGAGAUGGGUGGGAAUGCAGUGGUAGGCUACUUGCAGUGUUUUGACCUGGAGGGGGAGUCGGGGCUGGUGGUCCGGGCCAUAGGCACCGCCUGCACUCUGGAGAAGCUCAGCUCUGGAAGCAGCACACACACGCAUCCCAACACAGCCCCUGCUUCAAAUGCCUGCAAUUCCCCUUCUAAAGAUGGAAAGGAGCCGGUAUUUGGUGAGGAUCUGCCCUCUUCCUCUGGCCCACCUACCCCUUUCAGAGCCCUCCCCACCUCCUCUUCCUCUCCUCCCCCUUUCUCUCCCUCCAAGCCAUGCAGCCGCCAGUCCUCAUCAUCAGACACAGACCUCAGUUUGACGCCCAAGACGGGGAUGGGCAGUGGCAGCAUGGGGAAGGACGCAGGACCCCUGAAGACCCUUCUCAGACAGCAGACGCAGACGGCUCUGGAGCAGAGGGGAGCGUCUUCCUCUGGGUUAUUGUUAAACGCCAGGGAGUUCCCCUUCUUCACCCUGACGUCUUUCCCGUCUGGGUUUCUGCUUCACGUCGGCGGAGUGGUCAGCGCUCGCUCUGUUAAACUACUGGACCGCAUUCACAACCCCGCCUUGGGUAACACGCGCUCAUACAAACUGCUAGACUGGAAUAGUGUCACUGCAGAUGAGCCAGAGACUCGUGAUGCCUGGUGGGAGGAAAUUCGCCAGGAGAUCAAAUCUCACGCCAAAGCCCUCGGCUGCCAUGCUGUCGUAGGAUAUAGUGAAAACACAAACAUAUGUGAAGAAGUGUGCAUUCUGUCGGCCUCCGGCACGGCAGCCAUCUUGAAUCCUCGGUACAUGCGAGAGGGCUGCCUCGACAUUGCAGGCAGCGACCACAGGUUUGAAGAUCCAUCCCCUUCCAGCUGUGGCUUCUGUCACAUCCCGUACGAUGAGCUCAACAUGCCGUUUCCUGCCCAGCUCACGUACUGCUUCCACUGCAGAAGGCAAAAGGUUCCUGAUGUGCUGUUUACGACGAUUGACCUUCCAUCCGACGCAGCUAUCGCUGGAAAAGGCUGCUUUAUUCAAGCCAGACUGUGUCGUCUGAAGAAGAAAGCUCAGGGAGAGGUGAACGCGACGGCCAUCUCCAAUCUGCUGCCUUUCAUGGAAUACGAGCUCCACACUCAGCUGAUGAACAAACUGAAGCUGCGGAGCAUGAACGCUCUGUUCGGUCUGAGCAUACAGAUCAGCGUGGGCGAGAACAUGCUGCUGGGUCUAGCUUCUGCUACAGGAGUUUACCUGACGGCUUUGCCCGCACCAGGAGGCAUCCAGAUCGCCGGGAAGACCCCAGGAGACCUGAACAAUGAGCAGCAUAUUAUGAACAUCCAGAAAAGGAUCAACGACACCAUUGCCAAGAACAAAGAGCUCUAUGAAGUGAACCCACCAAAGUUAUUUGCCCUGGACCCUGAGGUGUUCUGCGGCACAAACGUGGAACUAACCGAGGAGGUGGUGGGUUCUCCGAUUCCUGAGCCGAGGCAUCGAUCCAGACUUUUCCGCUCCCACUCGGAGAGCUCUGACGAACUGUCGGAGCUCGAUCUGUCCCAUGGGAAAAAGGAUGCUUUUGUCCUGGAGGUUGAUGAUACCGAUGCUGUUGAAGACAUCCACUCCCUCCUUACCGAUGCUCCUCCCCCUAAAGGUUUUCACAGUUGCAAUACUGAGACCAUGCCUGGGAUUUAUAAUUGGACUUCAGCGUUACAGAUGUUUACAUCAGUGAGGGUCCUUAGAUUGAGCAAUGCUAAUCUAACUAACCAAGCCUUAAACAAGAUCUUCACCGACCUCUGUGAGAAUCUACUAAAGAGUUUCUACUUCAAGCUGCGCUCCAUGGUUCCCUGCUGUCUGUCUCAUCUCAACUUCUCCGUCGCUGUGCCAGAAGAGGAACUCAUCCAGGUUGCUGUUACAGCAGUUGCCAUGACAUUUGACAAGGAUCAGACGCAGGAGAAACCGGCUGAGAAGCCCAUUAUGAAAGGUUGCAGUGAGGGGGAGGAGCAGCUGCAGUUUCCCCUGGAGCUGUGUGCAGAUUCGUCAUCCGUCAACUCUCAGUCUUCCUCAAGAAUCUCAGGUGUUCCAGAAAGUUCUAGUCUAUCUACCAGAGCUGCCUCCGUUGAUUACGGUUCCUUUGCAGACAGAUGCAGCACCUGGCUAGAGCUGCUUAGGCUGAAAGCUCACACCAUAAGACGAGGAUCAGUUAAGACAAGUAGGAGGACACAGUCUCUAGCACACUCUGUCUCAUCCUUGGAGCACUCCAGUCCGAUCACCGAGGGCCGCUCCCGUUUGCUCCGCUCCAGCCGCUCGUUCGGUGGCAGCUCCGUGUCCGUGGUGAAGAUGACGCCGCUCUCCUUUCUACCCGGCACGCGCAUUGUCAAAUACCUCGGGAUCAUCAACAUGUUUUUCAUCCGGGAGACGACGUCUUUGCGAGAGGAAGGCGGAGUCAGUGGUUUCCUCCAUUCGUUUGUGGCAGAAGUGUUUGCGAUGGUUCGAGCUCACGUCGCAGCUCUGGGGGGCAACGCCGUGGUCUCCUAUAGCAUGAAAGACUGCGUUUUAAUGGAGAAUCCCAACAAGAACCAGUGUCAGUGUCUUAUAAAUGUGAGCGGGGAUGCGGUGAUCUACAUCAGGGAAACGGACCUGGAAGCCAUCGCUUCAACAGUUGGACUGAGCUCUACUAACUCUGACGGAGCCACAUGACAGUGAGACGGGGGAGAAACUCUCAAGCCAGCCCGUCCAAAUCAAAGUUGUUUUUUUGCCUUAAAACGUAAAACAAACACACGAGUGAAUUCACACUAGAAAGCAGCAUGCCUCUCUGUGUUUGAAGGCUCUGGGAGCCUCUGAAACCCGCCAAAGAACCACUGCUAAUGUGAAGUUUUUUUAUUGAACUGCACUCUUCCAGGCAGAACGGGCCUCCUACAGUUUGAAUUUUUAUUUUUUUUGUGUGUUUGGGCAGCUAAAACCGGUCUGUCCAUGUACACACCAGACUAGAUUUAAUGCCACAUGUAAAGGGACAUUUGAAUUUUUCUGCCAAGACGAGUAUUUCUGUUUAUAAGUUGUUGCUUAAAAAAAAAAAAAAAUCCUAAAAUCGAUUCCAUCACAGUUGUGGUCCAAUUUGUUCUUAAAUUGAUGGUGUCCUGCUUUUCUUUGCUGAAACUUUAUUGGCACAACAUUUCUCGUCAUCUGUAACUUAUAAAUCAUGUUUUUUUCUAUUGGUGGUGUUACAAAUCAUCAUUAUUUCCAUGCUAGCUUCACUAAGUCAUCAAUAAAAAUGGGUUCACUGCAGCCAUAAACACAAAUAAUAAAAUAAGAUUUGUCUAUUUCAAAAAGAUAUUGACAUGUAACUUUGCUACUAAAAGAAAAUAACUUUUUUUGCCCUUAUCGUAAAAUAAAAACCUACUAGCAUAAUCACUUUAAAUUAUUUAAUGGAGUAGAAUAGAAAAGGGUUUGUUUUUAUUGAAGAAGCCAGUGAAGUUUCAUAGAUGAGUUUAUUAUUUAAACUGUUUGGUACUAAAGCGGCUUUUUGCUCUCUCCGCAGUCCCAAAUGAUCUCUUCCUCCAAACCUCAUAGCUGUUGCUCUGGUACUUGUUUUCAAGAGUUUUGCUAUUUCAUCUCUGAUGUCCAGCACUGUAACAAAUAUCUUUUUUUAUUAGUGUCUGUGCCAUCUAAAAUAAGGUGUAAAUGUUCUCUAAGACCAGAUUUGAGUAUUUUUGUAGCAUACAGUUACUGAAUCCUACAGCUUGUUUAUUAACCUGUACAUAAAAACUUUAAAUAAAUGGGAUUUAAUUCAGUGUCAAAUUUAGUGGUACUUUUUUUCUGUUUGUGAUCAUCUAAGAUUCCUUUUAUGCUGGUAUCUAAAACUUGAAUGUAAAUACUUGGAUUCUUUUUCUUUUGAUAGCAGCAUGCUACUUUUUACUGCCAUUGCUGUAUGCUUGCCGAAAUAAUUGCACAAUAAACCCAAGUCAAACCAGA
Messenger RNA from Oryzias melastigma (Indian medaka), 4993 nucleotides. It is a transcript of the gene c2cd5, whose product is annotated as C2 calcium dependent domain containing 5. Bases 395 to 3721 code for a protein of 1108 amino acids. The record is from RefSeq and is a predicted model, not a curated record. Gene Ontology annotation, cellular component: plasma membrane. Gene Ontology annotation, molecular function: calcium-dependent phospholipid binding; calcium ion binding. The transcript is spliced from 31 exons. Gene Ontology annotation, biological process: positive regulation of D-glucose transmembrane transport; intracellular protein transmembrane transport; positive regulation of vesicle fusion. Lineage: Eukaryota; Metazoa; Chordata; Actinopteri; Beloniformes; Adrianichthyidae.